Messenger RNA from Scatophagus argus, 2135 nucleotides. Its product is annotated as UDP-glucuronosyltransferase 2C1-like. The record is from RefSeq and is a predicted model, not a curated record. NCBI's taxonomy places the organism in Eukaryota, Metazoa, Chordata, Actinopteri, Scatophagidae. Gene Ontology annotation, molecular function: UDP-glycosyltransferase activity. Bases 338 to 1939 code for a protein of 533 amino acids. The transcript has 2 exons.
UUAAUGUUUGGUGCACUGACUUGACACUAGAUGGCACCACAGAUAAACCCUGACCCUCCAACAGGUACGUAAAAACUUUUGCAGCAGUACCAUGAGCAGCACACACAUUUCAAACCAGGGCUCUUAUCUGCAGAGGUACGCACCCUCUUUUACAACAGAGCUGUACAGAGUGCAUUACAUGUAACUACAAGUCAUGACUGGAAAGGACGGACGAGAAGGUCUCUUUCCAGCUGUGUACAACGCCUGCAGUCUUAUCAAAUCACUGAUAGUGUGGGUGAACUGACACCUUGAAGUUGGGUUACUUUUUCGGUUCCAGUGAAUUGUAGGGGACUUCAGCAUGAGGGUGCCUCAUUCAUCCCUGAUUACCUUUGCUCUAUUGUUUAUACAACUACCCAGUGCAUCAGGGGGCAAAAUCCUGGUGUUCCCAUUGGAUGGAAGCCACUGGGUAAACAUGAAAGUACUCAUAGAGGAACUGCACACCAAAGGCCAUGAGGUCACUGUGGUCCGGGCAUCUGAUAGUUGGUACAUCAGUGAAAAGUCUCCUCUCUACACCUCUGUCACCCUUACUGGCUCAAAUGGAUUUGAGCAAAAUUUUGAAACCUUUUUGUCUCGACAGCUGGACAUCCGACUACAGGGUAAACAUAAAUCUUUUUGGUCUCGCAUCUGGACUCGUAUUGAGAUGGAGCGGGUGACUGUGGAUCAGUUCUUUCACUUUCAUAAGGGAAUGAGUGAAAUGGUCAGUCAGAUGUUUGAAGAUGAAAAUCUCAUGCAGUCUUUGCAUGAAGCCAAAUACGAUAUGGUUUUGACUGACCCAGGAAUUGGCGGAGGGGCAAUACUGGCACGUCGGCUCCAAGUUCCUCUUGUUUUUAAUGUUAGAUGGACCAUUCAAGGUGAAGCUCAUUUCCUUAUCGCCCCCUCACCUUUGUCUUACAUUCCUUUCACUGCAACAGAGUUCACAGAUAAGAUGACCUUCUUUCAAAGAGUGGCAAAUGUUUUGAGUUAUAUUCUUGGGAUGUACACGCUUUCAUACAUCACAGAGCCUCAUUACAAACCAUUAGUGAAGAAGUACUUUGGUCCUGAUGUGGAUUACUCAACAUUUUUCCUGGAUGCUGAUAUGUGGCUUAUGAGGAAUGAUUUCAUCUUUGAAUUUCCACGUCCAACAAUGCCAAACAUUGUCUACAUGGGUGGAUUUCAGUGCAAGCCCCCAAAGCCGCUUCCUUCGGAACUGGAGGAAUUUGUCCAGAGUUCUGGAGACCAUGGGGUCAUUAUAAUGACCUUAGGGACUUUAGUCGGGAAGCUUCCUCAAGAUAUUGCUGAGGAGAUUGCUGCAGCCUUUGCCCAGUUACCUCAGAAGGUUGUUUGGAGGUAUAUGGGACAAAGGCCAGACAACCUCGGCAACAACACAUUACUGGUCAACUGGCUGCCACAGAAUGACCUUUUAGGACAUCCCAAAACUAGAGUGUUUGUGACCCACGGAGGCACUAAUGGGGUUCAGGAGGCAAUUUACCAUGGAGUUGCUGUAGUUGGACUUCCACUGUUCUUUGACCAGCCAGAAAACCUCGCCAGAAUCAGAGCAAAGGGAGGAGCUGUGAUUGUGGAUAUCGCCAUGCUUGAUAGACACAUCUUUGCAGAUGCCCUGAUGACAGCUCUUUACAAUUCCUCUUACAGGGAAAACAUGCAGAUGCUCUCAAGGCUGCACAGAGAUCAGCCCAUGAAACCACUGGACCAGGCAGUGUUUUGGAUAGAAUAUGUAAUGAGACACAAAGGAGCCCGUCAUCUGCAGACACAGUCCAACAAAAUGUCCUGGUUUGUGUACAACUCUGUAGAUGUCAUCACUGCUUUGUUGACAGUUGUGUUGUUUAUAUCAUUCACCUGCUUUUCAAUUGUCAGGUUACUGUGGAGAAUAAUUUUCGCUGGCGAAAAAGCCAAGCAUGAAUGAUAUGAAAGAUUAAACGUAUUACCAAACAUUAACCCAACUGUACUCUGUGAAAUAUAAUUUAUUUGUUGACAUGAUUAAGGCUUAUAACCCAAAUAUAUCAACAGUAUUUCCAAAAACCCUAAAUAAUGAGUGAAUAUGUUCUAUAACUAAUAUUAAGGUGCACUAUGUAUUUUUCAAAUAAUAAUAACACCAUUUA